Molecule: messenger RNA, 1315 nt
Organism: Lingula anatina
Lineage: Eukaryota; Metazoa; Brachiopoda; Lingulata; Lingulida; Lingulidae
Source: RefSeq, a predicted model, not a curated record
ACAGCGACUGGGCAGUGGUCACCAAACUGACCAGUAGAUCAACUGAGAAGGACACUGGUUAGAAGGAUCUCCAUUGGUCAUAUCUGCGAUACAAUCGUCCUCCACCACCAUGAGCCGGGCUGUGAGAGGCUUCGUGGCUUUCCUAGCCUGGACUCUGUUUUCGUUCUACGCUCACUACUUCGCCCGGAAAGCGCUUCGAACCUGGGGGAACAUACCUCAGGAACAACAAGAGACGACCGAGAAGAAGAAAGCUUUGUGGUACGCAGUGGUAAUUUUAAGCCUUUGUCAAAUUGUUGUCGGAGCCUGUGUUCUCCUUCUGCUUCCCAGACUAUGCAGCCGGCGUCUUCUUACCUGGAUGGGGCUGGACGCCAAGGAAAGCAUGAGCGCCGACCCCCACUCGGACACAGGGGUGGAAAAAGUGACCAAUGGUGUAACACAGGGACAAGAGGAACCCUGUGAGAGCUCGAGACUUCCAAACACUGAUUUGUCCCUUGUCACCCUGUCUGUAAGCCACAUGGCGGCCACGAUGUGUACGAACGCUAGCUUGGCGUUUUGUGACGCGUCCAGCGCGUUUACGGUGAAGGCGUUUGAGCCCAUCACUACAGCGGUGCUGUCCAGCAUUUUAAGCGGGAAAAAGUUGGAGACGAAUACGAUAAUAGCAUUGCCCUUAGUUGUCAUAGGGUCUAUCGGGUUUGUGUGGAGACCACAGUACAGGAUGGGAGAAACACUAGGACUCACGCUUGCCUUUUUAUCAAAUAUUUUGUUUGGAUUGCGUAACGUUACACUGAAAAGUAUGGCAAACAAAACACCUUUGGUACAGGUCCAGACUUUAGCGAAAAUGAGCACAUGGGCUGCUUUCCUGCUUCUCUUCAUGGAAAUUUUCCUAGCCGUAGCGGCACCAGACAUGUUUCCUACAUUAUUAGCUGCGGGACUGCUUCAGCCCUGUCUCGUUUCGGCGAUACUUCACGUGACUUACACCGUUAUCUCAACGUGUAUCAUACUCAAAUAUAUAUCAGUCGUCGCACAUUCCAUGGCUAAUCUAAUGAAAAGGAUUUCAUUGGCGCUUCUGUUUUAUAUUAUAGGGAAACAUUUACUACUUCCCGUGAACUAUUUUUCCGGGACGGUUAUACUUCUUGGAUUGGCCUUGUACGUGUUCCCAGCGGCUACAAAACAAAGUAAGUACUGUUUGUCCUCUUGAAGGCAUACAUUUCAAGUAAAACCUUAAUAUAGCACCCCAAAAAAUUCCAAUUCUCUUUUAAUCACCAAGAUAAAUCUUACCCAAAACUACUAAAUCGCAUUACAAAUAAAUGACAAA